GUUUCGGGAAGACAUCGAUGGAGGAACACAUCAUCGAUGAAAUCAAUCAUUUGUCACAACUCUUGGACACCAAAGAGGGGCAGGAAAUUGAGUUCAGGACUCUAUUCCCGAUUAGUGUCUCAAAUAAUAUCAAUUCCCUUAACUUUGGCCGACGUUUUGAGUAUACGGACAGCAGAAGGAAAGCGAUCGAUGAGUUCCUGAUACUGGACCCUAAUUUUAACUUUACCGGGGUAUUCGCAUUUUACCCCGUGGCGACUCGAUUUAUAUAUAAGUAUCUGCCAUUUAUUAUGCCAUUAUCUCUACGGAUUGUUAGGGAUAAGGUUAAAGCAGUGACAGAUAUUAUAAGAUCUGAAUACGAAACACAUGUGAAAACUAUUGAUAAAAACAAUAACAGGGAUUAUUUGGACGCUUUUAUUUGUGAAAUGCAAAAGUUUGGAAAUGGCCAACAUGAUGAUAUGUUGGAGGGAAAUAGCUUUUUGCUAAUCGGUGCGGCGGGUUCUACUGUAUUACAGACCCUCGAGUGGUCACUAUUGAUUUUGGCCACUAAUCCGCAAAUACAACAACAGAUUCACAAAGAGAUCGAUGAAGUGAUCGGCAAAGAAAGGAGUCCUAAGACUUCCGACAAAAACCAAAUGCCGUUUUUGCAGGCAUUCAUGUAUGAAGUUUGGAGGUUUAGGACAUUAUUACCAAUUAAUUUACCACGA
Molecule: messenger RNA, 704 nt
Organism: Medioppia subpectinata
Lineage: Eukaryota; Metazoa; Arthropoda; Arachnida; Sarcoptiformes; Oppiidae
Source: the annotation of a GenBank genome assembly